Molecule: messenger RNA, 2000 nt
Organism: Cyprinodon variegatus (sheepshead minnow)
Lineage: Eukaryota; Metazoa; Chordata; Actinopteri; Cyprinodontiformes; Cyprinodontidae
Gene: csrnp1
Product: cysteine-serine-rich nuclear protein 1
Exons: 5
Coding region: 166-1842 (558 amino acids)
Biological process (GO): regulation of transcription by RNA polymerase II
Cellular component (GO): nucleus
Molecular function (GO): DNA-binding transcription factor activity, RNA polymerase II-specific; sequence-specific DNA binding
Source: RefSeq, a predicted model, not a curated record
CUCAUAUUCACACUAGUACUACUGUGCAGCUUCACAUAAACAGAACAAAAUGCUCAGCUGGUCGGACGGCAGCCGGGAGCCAUAACUUCAUGACCCUCCGAGACCCGCUUUAAUAGCAUGCUGUCCUUUACUUUUUGAAUAUAUAGGAACCUCCAAAGCCAAACAAUGAGAGACAUCCUUAAGAGGAAGUUUGCAGAGGUAGAGGAAAACCCCUGCUAUUCCCCCUCCUCCUCCUCGUCCUCCUCUUCUUCUUCUCCAUCUUCCCUCUCCUCUCCCGCCUCCUCGGAAUGGGAAUCCGACGGGGAGGGGAGCUCAUCAGAGCUCCAAGAUUUCACACCUCACAGUCCUGCCUCAGCCUCCAGCUUACCCAUUUGGUCUAUCCUGAAGAAGCCAAAGCUCUCAAAAAGACCAAGCAGGGUGCAAUUCGACCAGGUGACAGUGUUCAGCUUUCCCCGCUGUCAGGGUUUCACCAGCGUGCCCAGCCGAGGAGGUGCCACUCUAGGCAUGGUGCGGAAACACAGCGCUCUGCGAAGGUACACUGUGGACGAGCACGCACUAGAGCAGCGUAGCAGACGCAAAGAGAGGCACAGGGAAAAACUGAGGCAAGAGAGGUUGGAGGCAUUAAAAAGCAAGCUGGUCACGAGUGGAGCUGUUGACCAUAAUGAAGCGGAGAAGCUGAUGAUGGAUCAAGCUCUGAAUGAAGACCUCGACAUCCAUAUUAGUGAGUCUGAUUUGGAGGAUGGAGGCUUCUUUCAGCCGUUCUCUUCUAGACAGCGUCAGGCUCUGCUCCUGGCAGCAGGGGUGAAAACCAUUGACAAGGAGGAGAAGAGGCAGCUUCACACUCUGCGGCUCUCCAGACAGGCCUGUGGCUGUGACUGCAAGGGCUUCUGUGAGCCGGAGACCUGCGCCUGCAGUCAGGCAGGCAUCAAGUGCCAGGUGGACCGCUUCAACUUCCCCUGUGGAUGCUCCAAGGACAGCUGUGCAAACAUUCAGGGGCGCGUCGAGUUCGACGCCAGGCGGGUUCAGACUCAUUACAUCCAUACAGUUAUGAGACUCGAGCUGCAGAGGCGACUGAAAUGUGAGGCGCUCAUCUCUGGGGAGCAGGGAGGACUCUCAGAGGAGCCUCAAGACUUUAAAGAACACAAAGAGGUCCGUGCAGAUCAGAGGGAGGAAGAGAACAUGUGUCCGUUCAGGUCUGGCUUAGAGGAGGAUCAGCUUCCUUUCACCAUGCCUGCUGCUCCUCCAUUCCACUGCCUCCAAGAGCGGCUGAUCGUUGAGGAAAACAGCUGCAGCAGCGACAUGUCCGAGUCCUCUCUGUCCUCUUCGGAAUGUGACACAGGAGGAUUCUUCAGCGGGGCUCAGACUCCUCCUGAUGGAGGUUCCACCUGCAACUCCAGCAAUAAAAACUUUUACUCAUGCAGCCAGAUCAGGAGCAUGAUGGAACCACCGAUCCAGCACGGCUGCAGCUCUGCAGCUACCGCCAACCAGAGGCCACUUUCUCCCAUCACCCUUUCAGACAACAUGGACCCCAGCAGGAACCAUCUUGAUGAGAAUGCAAAUCAAUCCAGAGAUUUUUUCAAUGAAGACUCUUUGGAGGACUUCCCUAACACCCCUUCUCCUACUUUGGACUACUCCUUCAGCAGAUACAUGGACCUGAGCCUCUCCUCUGACUCUGACCUGGAGUUCUUCCACAGGGACUACCCCUCUGGACCGCUGAACAGCUCCUUCAAAGACUACAGACGCUCAGACGUCUUUCAGCCCCUCCAGCUGCUCAGCUCUGUCAGUUUACCCCAGCAGGAGUCCAGCACCCAGCUGCUGGAGUCUCUGAUCGGACUAACUUAAUCGACCAAACACCAGAUGUGGUCAGAUCCUCAGCUUUUAAUCUUUCUUGUAGAUUACAAUUUAUUUUAAUAUAACUUCAAAGCACAAGUACCUAUUUUUCCGAAUGGAAUAUUUUUAUUUGCCUGAAAAUCAAAAGUAAUUUUCAGGAAAAAAACACA